Drosophila busckii is the source of this 1939-nucleotide messenger RNA. It is a transcript of the gene KLHL18, whose product is annotated as kelch-like protein 18. The transcript is spliced from 5 exons. Lineage: Eukaryota; Metazoa; Arthropoda; Insecta; Diptera; Drosophilidae. Gene Ontology annotation, molecular function: protein binding. The record is from RefSeq and is a predicted model, not a curated record. The coding region runs from base 29 to 1750 and encodes 573 amino acids.
UUUAGAAAUGAUAAACUACACUUAGAAAAUGGAUUUAAUUGGAAAUCAAGUAGAGGACCAUCAAUCCUUUCUUUAUAAGCAUGAACAGCUGUUUGCGGAUAGCUUUCCACUGUUUAAGGAGAUUAGGAGACUAGGAAAGCUGUGUGACGUCAUAUUAAAGGUUGAGGAACAGACCUUUGCUGCUCAUCGAGUUGUGCUGGCGGCCACUAUACCAUACUUCUAUGCCAUGUUCACGAAUAACAUGGCCGAAAGUCGUAUAAAAGAAAUAACUAUGAAAGAGAUUGAGCCUAGAGCCCUGGAAAGCCUAAUAAAUUAUGUGUACAGUGGACAUGUGCUUAUUGAUAACCAUAAUGUCCAAGGUCUAAUGGUUGGCGCAUCCUUUCUUCAGCUAUCCGAUGUUCGCGAUGCUUGCGCUGGAUUUUUAAUUUCUCGUUUCCACCCUCAUAACGUCCUAGGAAUUCGGUCGUUUGCAGAUUCAAUGAGCUGCCGACAGUUGAUUGUUGCCGCUGAUCAGUAUAUUGAUCAGAAUUUUGCCAAAAUAUCACAGUCAGAGGAGUUUCUGGCGCUUCAAUGUGAGCAUUUGCUUGAUUUAAUUCAUCGUGAUGAGCUUAAUGUGCGCACAGAGGAGGUAAUAUUUGAGGGUUGUAUGCGGUGGGUCAAAUACGCUGAAGAGAAAAGGUCGAAGCUUUUUCCACAAGUUCUGGCCGCAGUUAGACUACCGCUAUUGUCACCCCAAUUUUUGGCAGACCGCGUAGCCCGCGAAGAACUAAUACGCUCGUCUCACCAAUGUAGAGAUCUGUUGGACGAAGCCAAGGAUUUUCAUCUUAUGCCCGAACGUCGAGGGUUACUACAAAGCUUCCGAACGCGUCAACGUUGCCGAGAACUUUUUACAGGCCAAAUAUACGCUGUUGGAGGAUUAGCCAGCACUGGUGAAUCGGUGAGCACAGUAGAGAUUUAUGAUCCGAUUGCCAAAAAAUGGAAUAUGGGCGAGCAGAUGUCAAUGAUGCGCUCUCGUGUUGGUGUGGCUGUGUUAGAUGGCAAGCUAUAUGCCUUUGGCGGCUUUAAUGGCACCGAACGCUUGUCCACUGUUGAGGUGUAUGAUCCGCGCAAAAACAAAUGGUCGCAAGGCUGUGCUAUGUUGUGCAAGCGAAGUGCCGUGGGAGUGGCUGCUUUAGAUGAUAGUAUUUAUGUUUGCGGAGGCUAUGAUGGCGUUACAUCGCUUAACACUGUUGAGGUUUAUUACCCUAAGACAAACACGUGGAAAACGGUAGCACAGAUGAUGAAAUAUCGCUCAGCGGGUGGUGUAACUCAACUCAACGGAUAUGUUUAUGCAUUGGGUGGACACGAUGGUUUGUCCAUAUUUGACUCUGUUGAGCGUUACGACCAGAAUGAGGAUGUCUGGGUCAAAAUGUCGCCCAUGCUAAAUCGGCGCUGCCGCUUGGGCGUAGCAACAUUAAAUGGAAAAAUCUAUGUUUGUGGCGGUUACUGCGGAAACUCAUUUUUGAGAUCUGUUGAAUGCUAUGACCCGUUAACAGACACCUGGAAGCUAGUGACUCCCAUGAAUUGCAAAAGAUCCCGCGUUGCGUUAGCUGCAAAUAUGGGAAAGCUGUGGGCGAUUGGCGGAUAUGACGGGGAAUCAAAUCUAUCUACAGUUGAGGUAUAUGAUCCAGAGAUAGAUAAGUGGACAUUCAUGCCGCCUAUGUGCGCUCACAGCGGUGGCGUAGGUGCCGGUGUCAUUCGCUUUGAAUAGCUUUUAGGUCUACUAAAUAAUUUAUAUAGAAAAUUCCAUAACCUUUUGCUAGAACCACUAAGCAUACAACAAUGCUUAGUGCUAGAACUAAGUUAGUAUAUGUAAGUAUUAUGUGCGUGUUAUCUAAUUUAGAAGUAAAUCGUUUUGUAUCUUUUAAGCUUUAUGCUAAUAUGUAUUAUAUGUUUGUAA